This is a messenger RNA of Actinia tenebrosa (Australian red waratah sea anemone), 2049 nucleotides long. Its product is annotated as TNF receptor-associated factor 4. Lineage: Eukaryota; Metazoa; Cnidaria; Anthozoa; Actiniaria; Actiniidae. Gene Ontology annotation, biological process: signal transduction; regulation of apoptotic process; regulation of canonical NF-kappaB signal transduction. Gene Ontology annotation, molecular function: protein binding; zinc ion binding. The record is from RefSeq and is a predicted model, not a curated record. Gene Ontology annotation, cellular component: plasma membrane signaling receptor complex.
AAGUUCGAUCUGACAAUAUAAUCAGAAGGGAAACCGAACGACUCGAGAUUUUUUCCCCAUGAUAUGAUGGCGGAUCGAGUGGAUCGUGUAACUGGAGGAUUUGAAGCCGAAUUUCUUCAACCUCUACCAGAAGAAUAUGAAUGUCCUAUUUGUCAGCUAGCGUUUCGAGAUCCUAUUCAAAUCGAAGAUUGUGGCCAUAGGUUUUGCCAGUCAUGUCUUCAAGAGCUGAAAAGACGGCAAGGAAGCCCAGUUUUAUGCCCCAUGGAUAGAAAACCGAUCUCCUCCACAAAGGUGUUUUUGGAUAAAGCAGCACGCAGAGCCAUUCUUAGUCUUGGCGUCAAAUGUAUCAAUUGGAAAAGAAAGUGUGAUUGGACUGGGGAAUUGAGCUACAUCGAGGAUCACACCAAGAACUGCGCUUACGAAGACGUCCACUGUACGAACCCAGAAUGCAACGAGGUCAUGACGAGAAAGAACUUACAAUAUCACCUCGUUAGCAAGUGCAAGUGGAGAGUUGUGUCAUGUCAUUUCUGCUCUGAGAUGUACACUUAUAAAGAUGGAAAGAUUCACAUGAAAACCUGCAAAAGGCUUCCAAUGGAAUGUGUUAAUAAAUGUGGAGCAAAAGAUAUCCCAAGAGAAGAGAUGACGUUUCACAUGGGUGAGUGCCCUUUAGCAGUGCAUCCUUGUUUGUACAGAGACAUCGGGUGUCCAUUCAAGGGCAAGCGUGACGGACUUGAAGAACAUUAUCGCUGUGCAGUCCAUUCUCACCUGAACAUGGCCUGCCACAAAAUACGUGAAAAUGAAAGCCGAAGUAUGUGUACGAACGGGACGUUUAUAUGGAAAAUUACUAACUACAAACAACAGUUCGUACAAGCUGUGUCAUCUCCAGAGGAGUUAGCCAUAUUCAGUCCUCCGUUUUAUACUUCGCAAUACGGCUACAAGCUAAGACUAAAAGCAUAUUUAAACGGCCGCGAUCGAGGGAAAGGUUCUCAUUUGUCUCUCUACAUCAUCAUCAUGAAAGGAGAAUACGAUGCCCUGUUGGAAUGGCCUUUUAAACAAAAAAUAACGUUUUAUCUUACUGAUCAGAGCGAACAGAAGAAUCAUCGGGUACAUCAGCUGAGUCCAAAUCGAUCUUUACCGAACAUUAAAGUUGUCUUCAACCGACCUUCUGUCAAGGAAAAUCUUGGCAUUGGAAACCCGUGCUUCGUGCCUCAUGAAGCUCUAGACUCGGGGGAAUACGUUAAGGACGAUGCUAUGUUUAUUAAAGCAGUCGUAGAGCCGCCCAAAAGUUCCUUCUAACAGUAUAACAAACGCAUUGUCAAAUAUAUAUUUUUAUAGUUCAAUUUUUAAACUAAUUUCUCUCUAUGCCGGAUUUUAAAAGGCCUAAGAUUAUAAAAUAUCUGGCUAUAUAUUGAGCACUUGAGCACAACCUUGUUUGCGAAUUCCGAGUUUUUGAGACACCAGGGGUACAUCUCUAUCACUGAACCACCUACCCCACCCCUCGUGUCUUCUCCACUGCCGGGGCGAAUUUCAAGUCACAAAUGUUUUGCUACAUCGAGCCAGGACGACCGGCUUUAGUGGACUAUUUUGUCACUCUGGUCUCUUCAGGAGAGAAUUGUAUUAUGGACUUUUUAUACAUUAAUGAUACUCAUUGCAUAUAGUACUGCUUAUAUACAAAGAAUGCUUGUAUCCUCGACUUAAAAGACGUCCAGAAGUAAGACAGUAUGAACGUUUCUUUAGGCUUAGACUGCAUAGCCUGCAUUCAUGUCUCUUACCUGACGAUGUACAAAAGGGCUGGGAUGGGGCCUGGUAAAGUGCGCCUUCUUUUCAUCCUGAUUCCAGCCUCCCCAAAUGCAAUACCGUGAAACUACACAGAUAAAUUGGUUUGUAUUUCUUUAGUAGCAGAGGCAAUCUGGUAUCAUAGCCAAUCAGGAUACAGUGGAAUUAUAAUAGUCCACCAGCUUGUUUAUAGCAUAGACUGUAUCCAACUGUGUAUAUAAUAAUUAAUCUGUGUUCUUUGAAACUUAAUAAAAUUGUUUAGGUUUUUAAAUA